Molecule: messenger RNA, 440 nt
Organism: Phasianus colchicus (ring-necked pheasant)
Lineage: Eukaryota; Metazoa; Chordata; Aves; Galliformes; Phasianidae
Source: RefSeq, a predicted model, not a curated record
GGGAAGGUGUGCAGGGACAAGGCUCACUGCUGUUCCUUUUCCAAGUGCCCAGACCCUCCCUGUCGCUGCUCCCCAGCCAGGGGUUAGAAGUGGGGAGCAAUGUCACCCUGCGCUGCCACCUGCCCCGUCCAGCUGCCUGGGUCUCGCUGCACCAGGAGGGAGUUUGGACAUUGUCCAGGUACAUUGACAAGGAGCAGGACAUGGCAGAGUUCUCCUUCCCUAGCAUAAUGAGGAAACACGCAGGUACAUAUUGGUGCCAGUACGAGGUGUCUGGUUAUGAGGACAUAUCAGCGAGGAGUGACCCUGUGGAUCUGGUGCUGACAGAUCACAGCUUUCCCCCACCCAACGUCUCUCUUCACCCCGAGGAACGUGUGGGGACAGGGACCAAUGUCACCAUCCGCUGCUGGAACGAGGACUAUGGGGCCACCUUCCUCCUGCAC